Micropterus dolomieu (smallmouth bass) is the source of this 4711-nucleotide messenger RNA. Its product is annotated as astrotactin-2-like. Lineage: Eukaryota; Metazoa; Chordata; Actinopteri; Centrarchiformes; Centrarchidae. The transcript is spliced from 21 exons. Gene Ontology annotation, biological process: neuron cell-cell adhesion; neuron migration. The record is from RefSeq and is a predicted model, not a curated record. Gene Ontology annotation, molecular function: protein binding. Bases 155 to 3178 code for a protein of 1007 amino acids.
UCCGGAGCAAUUCCCUGGCAGAGAAAGCGACGGCUUUAAACUGUCCUAACCGAGAACGCACGAAACUCCGCCAGCGUAAGGCCGUCUACCAGCAACCUGGCUGGGAGAAGCGACAAGCACCAUUGACCCAAACACGGAGUCAGUAGAAGAUUUGAUGCAGAGGUUCCAGGACAGUUUCCGUGUUCCCAACACACCAACAGACAUGUCUCACUACCAGCAUGUCAUGCACAGCUCAUCGACAGGCCGCCGGAGGGUCCCCAGCCACACCAGAGCAACUGGAGGUGUAUUUGGUCCUCAAGGGGAAUCAGGGUCAGAGCCUGAAGAUGACAGCCAAAAGUUUUACACAGAGCAGCACAGGGGACGGAGGCGCAGCAAAGGUCACCAACACAGUCCUCUAAAUAAGGUCACCCUGACGUUGAUUACCAUCAGCACAUGUGUCAUUGCCAUUGUCUAUGCUACGCAAGAUUCCUGCCCUCUCACUGUCAAGGUUACCCUCCAUGUGCCUGAGCAUUUUGUUGCGGAUGGAAGUAGUUUUGUAGUGAGCAUGGGCAGCUUCCUGGAUGUAUCUAAUUGGCUAAACCCAGCCAAGGUAACCCUCUACUAUCAGACAAAUUCAUCCACGCAGUGGGUUCGGGACUACUGCGGCCAGAGGGCCACCGAGCCCUGCGAGCAGAUUUGUGAUCAGGACACAGGAGAAUGCAGCUGUCAUGAGGGUUAUUCCCCCGAUCCUGUCCACAAACACCUCUGUGUUCGCAGCGACUGGGGUCGAAAUGAAGGUCCUUGGCCGUACGCUAACUUGGAGAAAGGCUAUGACCUAGUUACAGGAGAGCAGGCCCCAGAGAGGAUCUUCAGAUCAUUCUACAGUCUCGGGCAAGGGUUGUGGCUGCCAGUCAGCAAGAGCUUUGUGGUGCCACCAGUGGAACUAUCAAUCAACCCCAUCGCCAGCUGUAAGACAGACGUGUUGGUUACUGAAGACCCAGGGGAGGUCAGGGAAGAGGCCAUGAUGUCCACUUACUUUGAAACAGUAGAAGACCUAUUGGCAUCUUUCGGGCCUGUCCGUGACUGCUCCAAAGAUAAUGGUGGCUGCAAGAAGAACUUCAAAUGUGUGUCUGACAGGCAGCUGGACUCAUCCGGCUGCAUGUGUCCUGUGGGGCUGAGGCCAAUGAAGGAUGGCUCAGGUUGCUAUGACUACUCCAGGGGCAUUGACUGCACGGAUGGUUUCAAUGGAGGCUGUGAACAGCUGUGUCUCCAGCAGCUCGUGCCCCUCGAAGAUGACCCCAGUUCCAGCAAUGUGCUCAUGUUUUGUGGGUGUGUGCAGGAGUACAAACUGGCAGGGGAUGGGCGUUCCUGCCUUUUGCAGUCAGACAACUGUGAAGGACCUAAAUGCCCAAGACAGGAUGUCCGCUUCAAUGACACCCUGUUUGGUGAGAUGCUGCAUGGAUACCACAACAAAACCCAGCAAGUCAACUUGGGACAAAUAUUCCAAAUGACCUUCCGGGAUAACAACUUUAUUAAGGACUUUCCCCAGCUAGCCGAUGGUCUCAUGGUCAUCCCCUUACCAGUGGAGGAACAAUGUCGAGGGGUGUUGUCUGAGCCCCUGCCCAACCUGCAGCUCCUCACAGGGGAUGCCCAGUUCAGUGAGGCGGUGGGCUAUCCUAUGGUUCAACAGUGGAGAGUGCGCAGCAAUCUGUACAAAGUCAAACUCAGCUCCAUUACCUUAUCUACAGGCUUUUCUAAGGUGCUGAAGACGCUGUCAGCAGAGAGCACGCGUGAGGAGCUGCUGGCUUUUCUCCAGCAAUACGGCAGCCACUAUGUGUCUGAGGCCCUGUACGGCUCCGAGCUCAGCUGCAGCAUCUACUUCCCCAGCAAGAAGGCCCAGCAGCAGCUCUGGCUGCAGUACCAGAAAGAGGCAACAGACCAGGGGGUUGGCGGAGGUGGACGGCGUGAGCUGAAGUCUGUUCCCUUCAUCAGCUACCUGUCGGCACUGCAGAAGAGCCAGCUGUUGUCUGACGACAUGGUGAACGGCGUGGAGAUCCGCUGCGAGGAAAAGGGCAGCUGUCCAGCUGGCUGCCACCUGUGCCAUCACCAGGCCGUGAUGGGAGGAGUGUCGGGGAGAGGCCGCACCGGCAACAGCAGGAGCGGAGAGCAUCCUUCUCCAAUCCCUGUACUGCUGGAAGUCAGCCGCGUGGUGCCCCUCUACAGCCUGGUCCAAGACAACGUCACCAAAGAGGCCUUCAAGAGUGCCACGAUGAGCUUAUACUGGUGUGCUGGAAAGGGCGAUGUCAUUGAUAACUGGUGUCGCUGUGACCUGAGUGCCUUCAGCAAAGAGGGCCUGCCUAACUGCAGUCCCCUCAGGCAGCCAAUUUUGCGCUUAGCCCCAUACCUGGAGCCCUCAAGCACAAUGGUGGCCCUGGAGUGGAUGGAUGUGGAACCUCUGAUUGGCUGCAAAGUCUCUGACUACAUCAUCCAGCAUAAACGAGUGGAGGAUCCCUCAGAGGCAGAGGUCUAUACAGGUGAGGUUCUGAGCUUGAUGGAUGAUCUCUUCUCUGGUUUGGGUUCAUCCUGUGUUGUUGCCGGGAGGAGGAGUGGAGACCAUCCGCACUAUAUGCUAUAUUCAGUGGUCUUCAAGUGCCUGGAACCUGACAGUCUCUACAAGUUUACUCUAUAUGCAGUGGAUAGCCGAGGCAGCCACUCUGAGUCAAGCUUUGUCUCAGCACGGACAUCUUGUCCAAUGGUGGAUGACAGCCGAGCUGAAGAGAUAGCAGACAAGGUGUACAACUUGUAUAAUGGAUACACCAGUGGGAAGGAACAGCAGAUGGCCUACAACACACUGAUGGAGAUAUCUCCUCCGCUGCUAUAUAGAGUCCAGCACCACUACAAUUCCCACUAUGAGAAGUUUGGAGACUUUGUCUGGCGUAGUGAAGAUGAGCUGGGCCCUAGAAAAGCCAACCUGAUACUACAUAGAGUGGAGAGGAUUAGCCACUACUGCCGGUCCCUGCUGCGCAGCACCCACAUCCAGAGUCGUACCGACACCAUGGCGUAUGUCUACUGCCGGAGUGAAGAAGGCCGACCUCCCAGUAACACAUGGCAUGGCUCUUUACAUGAAAGUCGCACCACCUGCAUGGAAAAGCUCAUUUCUGUACAGCGUAACACAUACAGCAACACCAAACUCCGAUGAGACAGGAGUGGUGCGCUUUUUUUCCCCCUGGAAAAUGACAUCAGUGAUUGGUGUACCUCGUCACCCACUCUGCAGCAGGUGUCUCUCAAGUGACCGGUGGAUUUUGAAAACCAGGAGAGCCUAAAAAACCUCAGAAUUCACUGGACAUUGUGUUAAAGCUACCGAAAAUCAUAUUUUUGUGUGGCCUACUUUUAAUAGAAGAAAGAACAUUAAAAAAAACUGGAGCGAACAUAUUUCUCAAUUGCAAAAUGCCAGUGAUUGCACAUAUCAAUGAGAAACUGCAGUGUCAACAUGUAAAAUAUCAUUCAGCCAAGAGAAAAACUGGUUGGCUUAAAUACUUUGAAUGUAAUAUUGUAGUUCCUUUUAGGUGCUUUGAAGCUUACCUGGAACACUUAAAAAAGAGAAAAAAAAGAAUAACCAAUAGCAUAACUUAUUUGCCUUUAUUACCUUCAUUUGAAAGGAGAAAUUUAUAUGUGUUAAAGCCAUUUGAAAAACACUUUCUUGUUUUUAAGUUCACAUUAAUUAAAACAAUUAAAGCUUUGCUUCAUAAAUUUAAAAUCAUUAAGUGAGAAUCUAGGUAGUCAGUCUAGUAUUACAUUUGAUAGACUCAGUUGAAAUAGUAAGGCUUUGUGUUGAAACAGGAUUGACAAAUAGGCUAUGACCAGCCUGUUGAAAUUAUGCAACGAUAGAAUGGGUGGCAUUGAAACAUCAUAUUCUUUCAUAGACUGAUUUUAGUUCAGAAAUGUAGGAAUCAUUUUUUCAUAUAUUUCCUUAAUAUUGCAGUACCCAAAAUAAAUACUAUUGAGCAAUUUCAAUGACAUUUAUUUCUCAGACUAGAAAUGGACCUGAACACAGUGGAUUAUGCACCUGAGACAAAAUAAAUGCAAUGCUUUUGGCACACUGAAAUCUUUUAAAGUAAAUGCUUUAUAUUGAUGGGUUUUGGUAUGCGACUUAACGCAACAACAAUAUUGAUAUUUAAAAAAAGUGAAAUCAAAUGCUAUAGCUAGAUUUGAUGAUUUCUGCAAGACCACGUAAUAUACUUGUAAUCUAAUGAUAAGUUACAACUUAUCUUGUCGUAUUGUACAGAUAAGAAGAACAAUAUUAGAAAUUAUAUUACAGUGACAAUAAGGUAAGAAUAUAGAGAAAUGAGUGAUUGAAAAUCUGACCAGAUCAGCUGAAUGCAUCUUUGAAAAGCUUCUCCCUCACAUUUAUGUGCACUCAUCGAAAAUGUGGCAGGAUAAUAGGAUAUUAAUUUUAUGGAACAUUUUCAGGUGCCGGAACAGUUAGUGUUGUACCAACUGUAAACAUGUGAUGUAGCGUCCACUGAAUUGUGAAGAACCAGUGAUUUUAGGGAUCACCUGUGGUCCUUUUAAUCUUCUAUUAUUCAGUCCAAUGUCAUAUCUGUAAGCCAUGGAGAUUGUUUUAAUGAAGACAAUGCCUUUUCAAUACCUUCAUCUCAUGUUAUAUGAAUUGUAAUUAUAAAUUAUUAUAUUGUACAUUUUAAAUUGUAAAAAAAAAAAGACAUAUGUAUUA